AUGAUCAAGCUGGGCGAGACCGAAAUGCAGGUCCUGUCGCAGAGUCCUUCGCCUCGUGGUACGGAGCUGUCCGUGAUGUUCUACGAGGGGCCGUUUGCUGGACACAAGGUGACAGUACCCGCAGCUGGAAUCACCAUCGGCAGGGUGUCCGACAACACCCUGGUCCUUCUGCAAGAUGGAACUGUAUCAGCUCAUCAUGCCAUGCUCUUCCACGAGAACAGCAACUUCUUCAUCCAGGACCUGGGCAGCUGCAAUGGCACCUGUGUACGACUGAGUGAAGAGCGAAUCAGCAGCGACUGGCACCCCAUCAUGGAUGGGGACGUGCCCGACUUAGCUGGGAUUUGGCGUGCAAGUUCGCCGCUAAAGCCUUCCAUCGCAGUGACUUCUUUCGGCUUGAUGUGGAUCAAACUCCGGAUGCUCGUGCGGCUACGUGAGGAUAGUGAGUAA
Molecule: messenger RNA, 447 nt
Organism: Symbiodinium natans
Lineage: Eukaryota; Dinophyceae; Suessiales; Symbiodiniaceae
Source: the annotation of a GenBank genome assembly